Podarcis lilfordi (Lilford's wall lizard) is the source of this 8867-nucleotide messenger RNA. The record is from the annotation of a GenBank genome assembly. NCBI's taxonomy places the organism in Eukaryota, Metazoa, Chordata, Lepidosauria, Squamata, Lacertidae.
CAUGACUACGGUAAAUAAUGUCUAAUACAGUGUUGGGCAAUCAUCUGUUUAGGGCAUGGUGUGUCCCUCCAAUCAGUUUUAUAUAUCGUACAAGACCCUGCAAGUAUGCAUAAUUUUUUGUUGUUGUUGUUUUUUAAAAAAGCAACAAUGCCCCCCCUGACAACAGAACAAAUAUUUAACAAGCAGGCAUGGGAGAUGGUCCCAAUUUUAGGCCAUUUGCAUGUGUAUAAAUGAGAAAGGAAUGCAACCCCUGGUGGGUGGCAAAAGGCAUAUCUGACUAACAGGAUUCACCACGUAAUGUAUAUGAAUAGUUUGAAAGAACUCUGCAAAUAUUACUUUGUCUCUUCUCUUCCUCCAUUCCCUCUUUAGCUCAUUUAUGGCUCUGCUGCAGUGAUGAAUGAUAAAAGCCCAGGGCUUCCCUUCUACCAGAUGGCACCCUCAGAAGCCCUUCAGUAUGAGGGAAUUCUCUCUUUGCUUCAGCAUUUCAGGUGGACGUGGAUUGGAAUUAUUGCAAUGGACAAUGACAAUGGAGAAAGAUUUGUGCAAACCAUUUCCCCAAUGUUUACCAAGAGUGGUGUCUGCUUUGCAUUCAUAGAAAGAAUCCCCAAUUUUAGUUUUAUUUCUGAAAUUCCUGGCAUGCUAACACAGGGGACAACAAUAAACGAGAAAAUUUUUAGCAGCAAUGCUAAAGUAGUGGUUGUCUCUGGAGAAUCUUACUCCAUGACAACUUUUAGGUUGCUUUCAUACUUUUCAGAAAAUGAUGACAUGACAAAGAAAGUAAAAAGUAAAGUAUGGAUAAUAACAGCCCAGGUUGAGUUUGCAUCAUUUGUCUUUCAAAGGUACUGGGAUGCAGGGAUAUUCAAUGGUGCUGUAUCCUUUGAAAUUCACUUCAGAAACCCACCAGGAUUUCAUCAGUAUGUUGUCCACAGAAAUCCUUCCAGGACAGAUGAGGACGGCUUUAUCAGGGACUUCUGGCAACAGGCCUUUGAAUGUGUACUCCCAGAUAUCACUUCAGACAAGGUGGAGGGGAAUAUUUGCACCGGAGAAGAGAAGCUGGAAAGCCUUCCCGGAUCACUUUUUGAAAUGAGCAUGACAGGCCACAGCUACAGCAUCCACAGUGCUGUCUACGCCAUGGCCCAUGCUUUACAUGCCAUGUCCACAUCCAGACUCAGGCAUAGAGGAAUGGCGUACGGAGUGAGAGGGAAGAAUCUGAAUCAACAGUCUUGGCAGGUAAAGGCUGAAUAUUCUCAAUUGGCAAAGCCCUGUUACUUCCUGACACUUUUUGCGUUCCCAAAAGCCUAUGAACUUGUUCUUUCCUCUCAGAGUUCAAACGUUUGAGCAGGUGUAUUAGGAAGAAGAACACAGAACUGAAUUUAUAAUUCUGCAGACAGAGUAGGAGAUGGCACUGAUAUGAUCGUAUCCUAGAUAAUUCCCCACAUAUUGUGCUGCUGCAAAUGACAAUAGGCCCUAUAGAAAAGGGAAAUGAUAGUGGUGUCCUUCUUUGAGUAGGUACUGCCCUGUGUUUGAGCAGAAAGCAUUAGUAUGAGGAAAGCUUUGCAGUCCAAUGAUAUCCCAUUCCAUUCAAAGAUUGGUUUCAGAUCAUCUCCGUUGCCAAAUGUUUCAGCUCCGAAACAUUGAAAACCCGGAAAUAAGUGUUCCGGUUUUCAAACUGGUAUUGAAAGAGGCAAUCGGAAGCCACGCCUUGGAAAUCAAACGUUUUAGAAGUCAAAAGUCCUUCCAGAAUGGAUUAAAUUUGAAUUCCAAGGUUUGACUGUACUGUCCUAUGUUUGAAGAAAAAGCAUUUGUAUGAGGGAAGCUUUACAGCCCAGUGAGGUGCCGCUGCAUUCAUAUAUAGGAAACUAUGGUAACGGUUGAGAGAGAUGAUCAGCAUUCCCUCUAUCCCAUAUCAACCAAAUCCUUCCUUAGAACAGGUGUUCGCACACCACUGCAGUGUCUUCUGAGAUGUUCAGGGAGACAAGGGAGGGGAGGGGAGGGGAGGGGAGGGGAGAGAGAGAGAGAGAGACCUCACUACAUACACAUAUUAGACUUAUGGGCUAAAUAAAGGGUUGUUAGAAAGAUUGAGAGAGAGGCAUGUGUGUGAAAGAAAACUGAUAGGCUCUCUCCCUGCUUGGACCUGAAUCCACUGACAGUUCAUUGAAUCAUCCCCCACCACUUGCUGUAGGUUCUGCUCCUAGGGAAAAAUGCUGCAGUCUUUUCCACAACCCCUGUCUUUUCUGUUUUCAAUCUAGCUCCAUCACUUUCUGAGAAGCAUCUCAUUUAACAAUACUGCAGGAGAUGUGGUCUUCAUCAACCAGAAUGGAGAGACAGCAUCUAGCUUGGAUAUUGUCAACUGGAUUAUAUUCUCCAACCAAAGUUUGCACAGAGUGAGAGUUGGGAGGAUAGAUCCGCAGGCUCCUCCAGACCAAUCAUUACUCCUUGAUGAAGAUGCCAUCACAUGGCACAGUUGGUUUAACCAGGUAGGGUUGCAUUGUUUGCUAAUUCAAAAGAGAUUCAGUAUUGAAUAAGCAAUCAUUAUCCACCUGCAAGUCUACUCACUGUCUUUUGAGUCGUAAAUUGAUGAGUGGUGUAUGACCAAAGCAUCCAGGUACCAGAUUAAGAGCCAAAAGUUUGCUGCUAGAAGACCAAUAUUUUAUUAAGGAGGUUACAAAACAGAACCCUUUUACUAAAAAAUAAAGUUAAGCAUGGCUAACAGUGUAAAUAUGCCUUAGGGGGUUGCUGGUUCAGAUGAAAAUAACAAAAGCUAGGUUGUCUAAGCCUAAUCCCAACCAUUCACAGACCACACUACAAGCUGCAUCCAUGCACAUGUGGGUUUUGCACCACGCAAUCCUUCAUCUGAAUGUGCGCCAUUAGGUCCAGAUCAAAUAUCAGUUUUUCUAUGAAAGGGCCUGGAGACAGGAGGGCAAGUUUUCUUUCAGUCAAAUAGAGCCUCUUGAUACAUUCCCCCAGCACAAGAGGGGAUACAUGCUCAGAGACCAUGAAGCUACAAAGUGGAUUUCUUCACAAUCAUUGUGACCUUGAAGCAACAAUAUAUCAAACAAUGCAUACAAGUAGUAAGUUCGACUAAUUAAAUUGAUUAUUUUUUCCACUGGAAGACUUCAACUAGAAUCCUAAGUAGAAAAGAAGAAAACUAUUGUAAAAUAAACCAAAGCAAUUGGGAUUUCUUUACACUUAUUAAAUACUGAUUUCUGACAGAGUGAAGGAUGAGGUAUGAAUUGAUAGGCCCCAGGACAUUGUCUUUCUUGCUAGAAAGGUGGGAAAAGGAGGCAUAAUAAUACCAGAGGAAGAAACUGAGAACAGACAGCAGCAGAUGCAGGAGAACACACAACUUCUCAGGGUGUUCGUGAAAGAGAUGAAAGGAGGAGACAUGAGUGAAGGAGGGACAUGAGAAGAAAGGUGUGAAGAGCAAGAGACCAUUAGGAAUGCAAGCAUCAAUCUUUAAAAAGGAGUGAUCUCAAAAUUAGUUUUAAAAUCAGGGACUGGGUAGAGGAGGAAUGGUGGAGACCACUUCCCCAGCCUGACCCUUCCAGAGAAGAAGACAGUUCAGAAUUACAACAGGGGUUUAAUGGAGGUCACAGCUCAGAGGAAGAUGGGGGGUGGAGUUGGGAAAUAUUGGGGGAAGAGGAGGAGGCAGAGCUGGAGCCGCUGGCUGACACUUUAUCACUAGAAAGCAUUCCAGACCCACCAUCUCCCAGAUCCCGGCAAGCCUUAAAAGUAUGAAAGCAAAGGGCUUGAAGACAGAUGGCCCUAAGCGGCAACCACAGUUGGGGUGCUGUUGACAAAGGAGGAUGUGGGAGAGAAGUGGCUGGAGAUUUACUGAGGACAACGCCGUUAUCCCAAGAGGCUGCAUUCCCAAGCCUCUCUCUGUAAAUAUUGAAUAAAAAGUAGAUAGUAGGGACUUUUCCUUUUCUUAUCCAUUCCUGGCAACCUGCAGUGGGAGUUGGUUCCUCUGCCACCUGACAGGUAUAUUUUGUUCUUAACAUGCUGAGAAUUGUGUUGUAGCAGGGGUCGCAGUAGGCCGGAAUGAAUAUAAGGUUAAAGCCUUUGCUGAUGAUCUGGUUUUAACGGUGGAAGAACCUUUGGAAAGUGUUAAAAACAUACUUGUAGAGGUGGAAAGAUUUGGUCAAGUGGCAGGAUUUAUAUUGAAUAAGAAAAAGACUAAAAUAAUUGCUAAGAACAUGGAUCAAGAUACGAUAGGAACAAUGCAACAACAAAUAGGUAUAGAAGUGGUGAAGAACGUGAAAUAUUUGGGUAUUUCGAUAACCCCUAAGAAUAUUGAUUUGUAUCAGAAUAAUUAUAUACCAGUGUGGAAUGGAAUAAAGAAAGAUCUGGAGGUGUGGGGAUGAAUGAAGUUAUCACUGUGGGGAAGGAUCUCAACGAUAAAGAUGAGCGUACUGCCAAAAUCGUUAUUUUUGUUUCAGACAAUUCCAAUAAUCAAAGGGACUGUGACUUUUAAAGAAUAGCAAAGAGUAAUUUCAAGGUAUAUCUGGCAGGGUAAGAAGCCAAGAAUUCAAUUUAAGUUAUUAACAGAUGCUAAAGAAAGAGGAGGCUUCGCCCUGCCAGACCUGAAAUUAUAUUAUGAAGCUUCAUGUCUCUGUUGGUUAAAGGAAUGGGUAAAAUUAGAAAUUAGAAAAUACAGAGUUGUUAGAUAUAGAAGGAUUUGACAACAGAUUUGGGUGGCACGCAUAUUUAUGGUCUGAAAAGAAGAAAAUCCACAAAGGUUUUGAGAACCACAUUUUCCGAAGAUCGUUGAUAGAAAUAUGGGAUAGGUAUAAAAGCCUACUUGAACCAAAAACUCCGCACUGGUUGUCUCCAUUAGAGGUUAUGAGUGUUAAAAAAAUCAAUAUGAGAAGGAAUUGGAUUACAUAUGGAAAUUUGAUUGUUAAGGAAGGGAGGAAAUGGAAAAUGAAACCCUAUGAAGAAGUAAAAGAGUAUGUAUAUGAUUGGUUGCAUUACUUUCAAAUAAAUGAAAUGUUUAAAAAGGACCUUAAGGAAUAUGGAUUUGUAGAGAAAGAUUCAAAAUUUCAAAUAGAAAUAAUAAAUAAUGAAUAUAAAAUUUUAUCUAAAAUGUAUAAGAUAUUGCUGGAAUGGCAUACAAAGGAUGAAGAAGUUAAAUCUGUUAUGAUACAAUGGGCCAGAGAUUUUGGAUAUAAUAUACAAUUUAAUGAUUGAAUCAAACUAUGGAACGAAAAUUUUAAAUUUACUGCAUGUACUGCAUUAAAGGGAAAUGUUAUGAAAAUGAUUUACAGAUGGUAUAUUACACCGGUAAAACUUGCAAAAAUGUAUAAAACAUGCAAGAAAUGUUGGAAAUGUAAAGAAAGGGAUGGUACUUUUUAUCAUAUGUGGUGGGAAUGUAAGAAAGUGAAGAGCUUCUGGAAAUUGAUAUAUAAUGAACUGAAAAAAAUGUUGAAAUAUACAUUUGUUAAGAAACCAGAGGCCUUUCUCUUAGGAAUUAUAGGAAAUGAAAUAAAUAGAAAGGAUUGUAAACUUUUCCAAUAUGCAGUAACAGCGGCAAGAAUACUACUGGCCCAGAAAUGGAAACAGGAACAAGUACCAACAUUGGAGGAGUGGAGAAUGAAGCUGAUGGACUAUGCAGAACUUGAUAAACUGACAGGGAAGAUCAAAUAUCUAUGAGAUCAAAAGUUUAUCAAGGACUGGGGAAAGUUAACGGAGUAUUGGGAAUGUAUAAGUGAUAAUGAAAUAACGUUAGUGGCAUUUACAGAAGCUCUGUAAAACCUAAGAAGUAUUGCAAAAAGAAAAACAGAUGUGGAAGGGUAUGUCAAAAGGCAAUAGCAAAUUUAGGAAAUGUGUAACUAAAAAGUUUAAUUCGGAUGAUUGUCAGAGAGGCUGAAGGAAGUCCAAAAAUGAGAAAAUUAGUUAAAGUUGUAAUGUGGUGUGAUAUGUAUUUUUCUUGAUGAAAAUCAAGAAAAAAUAUUUUAAAAAAGAGAGAAUUGUGUUGUAGCUUGCCAAGGAGUGUCAUAGGUUUUGGAUAGCUUGAUUCCAAUUCACGAAUUUGUCCAGAAUAUUUUUGUAUUGGAAUUCGCAAAGAUUGUGUUCCUCAAAAAUUAAUAAUAAUAAUAAUAAUAAUAAUAAUAAUAUCCCCAACCUUGUCUACCUAGUGGACAGCAUACGCAAAAGUAAGAAUUAUAACAAAAUUAACAGGGAAACUAGAGUAACUUCAAAGUGUACUUUAAUGGAAAGGGCAAUCUUUGCAGAACAGAUGGGGCACUGCACAUCCCAGAACAAUUUUUUCCCCCAUUUUUAUUGCCUUAAAAAAGAAAAAAAAUUAUACAGACAGCAAAACAAAGAAAUAAUAAUAACAAUUACAAUGAUGAAAAUACUAAAAAUACCUAUACUUCGCCUUUUAAACUUCUAUUCUGGUUACAAUGUAUUACUAUUCUAUAAGAAUCUAUUAUAUCCUUUGCUGUCCCAUAUAUUAUUUUAUUUCCCAAAUUCAACCUAACCCUCCCCUUCACCCCACUGCUUCCCUUCACCUGUGUGAGAUCUUCCCAUCAUAAUAUAUAUAUUUUCUAGUUGCUUUGAUAAAAUAGAGUAACUUGAAAACUGUUAAAUUAUAAUUACUUCUUUUGUCCUUACACGCUUAACAAUUGCCUAUUAAAAGUUCUGCUUUAACACCAUAUUUCUUCAUUUAUUCCCCUAUGCAUUCCCACUCUGUAUAGAAUUUUUUAUUGGAGCAGCCCCUGAUAGCUGCAGUCAUUUUUGCCAUCUCGGCUAACUCACAAAUCUUAACUUGCCAUCCCAGAACAAUAUUGAGGGAAUAUCACAUAAUUUCAAACAUUACUACUACUACGAAUAUGAAAAAAGCAAUUGCUCUCUGUAUGGCCAUGACAUACUACUGAAAUUCUGUGUCAGCUUACUAACAUAGAGAGGGGUCCGAAAACAUAAAGGAUUCCAAAGUCAUUAGUCCCUUGAUGAACCUUCUGCUCUUUCAUUUAUGGAUUAGAUUCAGCCUCUUUCUGUCUGUACUGAGAGAUGUCUUCCAGGAUCCAGCAAGAAAGUGAAGGAGGGACAGCCCCCUUGCUGCUACGAUUGCAUCCCAUGUGCAGAGGGGAAGAUUGCAAACCAGGAGGGUAAGAGAAAUAAAUAGAUUCAAUAGAUCCAGACUCAGUACUUAGGAUUGAAUGGUGCUGUAAGGAAGGCUGAGUUUAAGUUUCAAAAAAGGAGAUCAUCUACUGUGUGUGUGAUCCUGCCUCUUUGUAAUCAUUGCCCUUCAGAUAGUCUAAAUAUGCUAAUCAAAUGAGAAUGACCAUUCAUUGAGAGUAGUUGGGUGGUAUGUGGUUCAAAUCAUAUCUAGAGGGGUCUUGCCAAUCCUUCUGACUUACACAGCCUGCACCCAGACUAGUGAGAAUAAACAUUCAGUUGUCAUUGGCUCUGGCUGUGGCACCACAUAGCUCUGAACCAAUUAAAUUCAACAAUACCACAUUGCAGCACAUUAGACAGUAUUCAAAAUGUGUUUUAAUUUGAGCAGAGCUCUUUUCUUCUCAGACAGAAAGUCAACAUCAGAACCAACAAGGUGAUAUGAGCUCAAGGUCAUUACCUUAUUUUUUCCAGAUAUGAAUGACUGUGAUAAAUGCCCAGACAAAGAAUAUCCAAGCAAGAACCGGGAUGCAUGUCUACCCAAGGAUAUCAGCUUCUUGUCUUACAAAGAACCUUUGGGCAUCAGUUUAGCCUGCUGCUCUCUUUCCCUUUCCUUGAUCACAGCUCUGGUACUAGGUACAUUUAUGAAACACCAUGACACACCCAUUGUCAUUGCAAACAACCGAAACCUCACCUACACUCUCCUCAUCUCUCUCCUGCUCUGCUUCCUGUGUGCAUUGCUCUUCAUUGGCCGACCUGAGAAGGUGACGUGCCUCCUCCGACAAACAGCUUUUGGCAUCAUCUUCUCAACUGCUGUCUCUUGUGUCCUGGCAAAAACCUUCACGGUGGUUUUGGCCUUCAUGGCUACAAAACCAGAAUCCAGGAUGAGGAAAUGGGUGGGGAAAGGACUAGGCCACUCCAUUCUCCUUUCCUGCUCCAUUGUUCAAGCAGGCAUAUGUACUGUGUGGCUGGCAACCUCUCCCCCAUACCCAGAUGUGGACAUGCACUCAAUGACAGAAGAAAUUAUACUAGAAUGUAAUGAAGGGUCUGUGACCAUGUUUUACUGUGUCCUCAUCUACAUGAGCUGCCUGGCAAUUGUAAGUUUUGCUGUGGCUUUCCUCGCCAGGAAGUUACCAGACAGUUUCAAUGAAGCCAAGUUUAUCACUUUCAGCAUGUUGGUCUUCUGCAGUGUUUGGCUGUCCUUUAUUCCCUCCUACCUGAGCACCAAGGGAAAAUAUAUGGUGGCAGUGGAGAUCUUUUCUAUCUUAGCCUCCGGUAUUGGGCUGCUGGGCUGCAUCUUUUCCCCCAAAUGUUACAUAAUCAUUCUGAGGCCUGAGCUGAACAACAGGGAACAGCUAAUAAGGAAGAAAAAUUAAAGACUUAAGAAACCUGUCCUUUCUGCAUUUUUGUACUUUUCUCUGUGUGUACAAUAGAAUAUUUGCAAAGACGUGUUCAGCAGCUGCCUUAUAUAAUUUUUUCUAGACCUGGUGAUUCAUGAUAGUUAGUCAUAAAUAUUGACUAUUGAAUUCACUCCGGAGAAAAGAGUGAAUAGGUGAUUAACCUCUGUUGUUCUGAAAAAGCCAUUUUUUAUGUGUUGGGGAACCAAGAUGCUGUCAGUUCCUAGGAAUCCUGGCAAAGUUAAGAGACUUAUCAGAAGAAGAAUCAGCAUCUUGCCCCAAAACCACAUGAAAGUCCACAGUUUCCCACAGAUUUCGGUUUCACUUUGCAGCCAGCACUUCCACAAAAAGGAC